AUGCCUGAAACGCCCAUUUUGCCGCUCCUCAAAACUGUUUUUGAAUCUAUCCUAGAGGUCUUUUUGCUAUGCUUUGCAGGUUAUGUACUCGCUCGGAGAGGCGUAGUUGAUCGCAAGACACAGAAGCAACUCAAUCGUCUCAAUGUCUCGCUCUUUACUCCUGCGCUACUGUUCUCAAAAGUAGCAUUCUUCCUAUCUCGAGAGAAAUUGCGGGAAUUAUGGAUUAUACCCAUAUUCUUUGUCGUCACCACCUGUUUGUCCAUGGCGGUCGCGUAUGUUCUAGGUCUUCUUGUUAGACUGCAGAAGUCGCAACGGAAUUUUGCUAUGGCUGCGGCGAUGUUCAUGAACUCGAACUCACUGCCCAUCGCGCUGAUGCAGAGUCUCGUCAUCACAGUCCCAGGUCUGAAAUGGGGAGAUGAUGAUAACAAGGACGCCAUGGUCGGCCGAGCAUUGACAUACCUUGUACUCUACUCCACCUUCGGCAUGGUGGUACGGUGGAGUUAUGGUGUCCGACUACUGUCCAGUGCCGAUCCCGAGUCCUCCGACCACUCACACGGGGAUCUGGAGAGCUCUUCAGACGAAGAGGAAUUCUCUCCUUCGCUCCGAGAACAAGGAGUCUUACGCAACGAGCCCUCCUCGUUCUCAAUACGCACUGAUGAUACCAAGACGGCGGGCGUGACGACAGCGGUGGAGACCGUGGAUCAUCCGGACGCUGAGCCGAACAAGUCGUUCUAUUCGUUGCCCAAUUCUCCGCAUCGUUCGGUGCAGGAUCUCCCGCCCGUUCCGUCAACGUCCAGCACGCCAACCGAAUACGAGGACGAGGACGAAGAUGACGAGCCCUUACCUGCGCGCCGGUAUGCGACAGAGCCCACAUCGACCCUAUGGCAAUCUCGGAGGCGGCGGCUACGGCGUCGCGCGAGCAAGGCGUGGAAGACAUUCUACGAGUUCAUGACCGUCCCGCUUUGGGCCGCACUCGCCUCUCUGGUCGUUGCCUGCACCCCGUCCAUGCAACACGCGCUCGACCAACACGUGCAGCCAAUCAAGGGCGCGCUCAGGAUGGCUGGCAACUGUUCCAUUCCACUGACACUCGUCGUACUUGGAGCGUACUUCUAUACCCCACCAGACCUCGAGGACGCCUCCGCCGAGGCGAAUGCACGCAGUCGUCGGUCGCUGCCGUCGUUCGCAGCGCACUCGCGGAGUCCUAGCAGGGCGUCGCGCGCGUCCAUUUUUGACAAUGUGAGGGAAAUGUUCAGCAUGAAGCAGCGGUCUGACCGGUCUGCGGUAAGUACCGCAAAGAGCGCAAACCGGCCGGGGGAGACGAAGACCGUCGUUGUCGCUGUGCUGUCGAGGAUGGUCAUCACGCCCAUCCUGUUGUUUCCGAUGAUGGCGUUCAUGACGAAGUUUAAUGUGCAGGAAGUGUUUGACGAUCCUGUAUUCGUUGUUGCUAACGCAUUGCUGAUUGCAUCGCCGCCGGCUUUGACCCUUGCGCAGAUCACACAAGCAGCAUCCGGAGACGCUUUUGAGCGUCUUAUUAGCCGCACAAUCUUCUGGUCAUAUACCGUGGUCACACCGCCCUCCACGAUCAUCGUCGUUGUCGUCGGCCUGCUUCUGUCGAAGCAGUGA
This is a messenger RNA of Sparassis crispa, 1623 nucleotides long. RefSeq lists its product as hypothetical. Bases 1 to 1623 code for a protein of 540 amino acids. The transcript is spliced from 8 exons. Gene Ontology annotation, cellular component: membrane; endoplasmic reticulum. Gene Ontology annotation, biological process: transmembrane transport. Lineage: Eukaryota; Fungi; Basidiomycota; Agaricomycetes; Polyporales; Sparassidaceae. The record is from RefSeq and is a predicted model, not a curated record.